AUGUCCCUAGUGCCUCUUCCUUCUUCAAUCAUACCCUUUCUCGAACCAUACCUUCCUCGAGAGAAAAAUGACCGGCCAUUUGUAACACUCACUUGGGCGCAGUCAAUUGACUCGCGGAUCGCCGCAGCUCCGGGAACGCAGACCAAAAUCUCGCAUCCCGAGACGAAAACGAUGACCCACUACUUGCGGGCCUAUCACGACGCAAUUCUUGUAGGAAUUGGGACUGUUCUAGCCGAUGAUCCGAAACUCACCUGCCGCUAUGGGAAUUUCUCGAAAAUUCGCCCGGUGGUGGUGGAUCCAGCCGCCAAAUGGGACUAUUCGAAGUCCACUAUCAGUACGCUCUGUCAGGAACUCAAAGCACUUGCACCAAUUAUUUUGACGAAUAGGGAAGCGGAACCGCUGAAAGAAAAUGUAGAACUUCUUCAAUCGCAUGGUGGCUCCUACAGAGCGUUGCAAUUCCUGCUGGAAUACGAACACAAUUGGAUAGAGGUCCUACGAGAGCUUCAUGCGUGCGACAUCAAGUCAGUAAUGAUAGAGGGUGGUGCAAAGGUGAUUAACUCAUUGUUGGUUUCGGAGAAUUUGGUGGAUUCUGUCAUUGUAACCAUUGGGCCCGUGUUUCUUGGAAAGCAGGGUGUAGAAGUGUCGCCUCCAGCGGGCCUCGAACUACAGGAUGUGGCCUGGUGGAGAGGCACAACCGAUAGUGUAAUGGCUGCACGAUUAAUAACCUUGCCUGAAGUGGAAGAUCUGGAUGAGACCACCGAAUAG
Molecule: messenger RNA, 765 nt
Organism: Australozyma saopauloensis
Lineage: Eukaryota; Fungi; Ascomycota; Pichiomycetes; Serinales; Metschnikowiaceae
Product: 2,5-diamino-6-(ribosylamino)-4(3H)-pyrimidinone 5'-phosphate reductase
Exons: 1
Coding region: 1-765 (254 amino acids)
Biological process (GO): riboflavin biosynthetic process
Molecular function (GO): NADP binding; 5-amino-6-(5-phosphoribosylamino)uracil reductase activity
Source: RefSeq, a predicted model, not a curated record